Molecule: messenger RNA, 5146 nt
Organism: Danio rerio (zebrafish)
Lineage: Eukaryota; Metazoa; Chordata; Actinopteri; Cypriniformes; Danionidae
Source: RefSeq, a predicted model, not a curated record
AACAUAGUAUUUCUACCUACGCAGACACAGGUCUCGGCAGAAAUUUACAUGUUUAUUUUGAAUAUAGUAGUACGUCCAACAGGACAUUCAACUAAUCUUUGUCAUACAAACUCCUAUCUCGUUUAUCCGGUUUUCCGUAGAAGCGGUGUAAAACACGACAUGCCUUCUGUACAUCAUUUUGUUCCUCAGUGUCCAGCAAAAUGUUGGCAUUGAGAACAUUAAACCAGCGCAGGUUGAUGGUUUACUUUUUUUAUUUGCUUAUCAUAUGCAUACUUUUUUAUAUAUUCAUAUAUUUGGGAUCAUAUUAUGUGUACUCCAGAGACAAAAUAUUACCUGCUGUGCCAGUAACAACGGAUUUAAGCAAAGAUAUAAGGAAGAGAGAAUCAGCUGCAGACAAUGAGACACAGGAGACAGAGGAUGAAGAUGAUGAACUGGCAGACAAAACAUAUCAGGGUCGGGUGAACAUGCAUGUUUUUGAAGAUUGUUGUGGUGGAUCUCUUGACCAACUAAGGAACAACCUUCUCUAUCCUUUGUUCCCCAAUGUGCGAACUUCAGUGAGCAGACUUGCUGUGUCACCUCAAGGAAACAGUUAUGGGUUGAGAAUCUUUGGCUUCCUUCAUCCUGCAGAAACCAAUGAAUAUAUUUUUGCUGUUGCCUCUGAUGAUAACUCAGAGUUCUGGCUCAGUUUAAACAAAAGUCCAAAAAAACUUCAACUCCUUGCUUAUGUUGGUGAGACAGGAAAUGAAUGGACUGCUCCUGGCGAGUAUUGGAAAUUUGCAACCCAAAUAUCCAAACCUGUUUUGUUAGUGAAGGACAGGAAAUAUUUUUUUGAAGUUCUUUUAAAACAGAAUACAGGAAUGGAUCAUCUGGAAAUAGCGUGGAGUUUAAACCAAGGCAAUAGCACUUUUUCUGUGAUAACCUCAGAGUAUUUAUCAUUAUAUAAAGAUGAAUCUUCUCUACUAAUGGGAGAUAUUGAGCAUGUACCUCAAACGAAAGCAAGCUAUGAUAGGUUUCUUGAGCCAAAUCCCUUGUCACUUCAUCAAAGAGAAAUAAUCAGAGAAGACCCAAGAGAUCACAUCUACAAAUACAAAAUGCUAGAAGAAUCAUUCCUGAAGGACUUGUUUCCUGAAUGUGAUUACAAACCAAGCUAUGUACUCAAAGAACACAUUGGUAGAUAUCAAGGUGUAUAUUUAGUUCAGUUUUCUUCAGUCUAUCCAAAUGACUACACACGGCAAACUAAUGAUCAAAAUGAUGGAAUGUGCUUCUACAGACAAGAUCCGUCAUUUCUGGCAGAUAAAGGACUUGAGGGUUAUCUGACUGAGGUUGAAGACCCUGAUGUACAAAAUACAUAUAAAGGUGAAGGUCCUUUCUGGCACCGCGUCUAUGAUGUGAAUCCCCUCAAUGCUGCUUCCAAGCAAACUACCAUAGUGGCAAAUUCCUGCAGAACCUCUGGAAACAUUGUGAUGUCCGAAAGCCAAGCACUGCCCAUUGUUACAGCCUUUCUUAAAGCACUGCAUUCAAGAGAAGACACACAAGGCUACUCCCUGUUGCGUGUGGUGAAUGUUGUGAAGCGUGAAGACAAGGACUUGGGCAGCCGUUAUCUGGUGGAACUGGAACUUGUGGACCCACAGGGUCAAACUGUCCUUGUUUCACGUUACAUUUAUGCACAAGAUGAAAAUUCGUCAAAACCAGCACUUCUCUGCAGUCCAAAAGCUUUCAACUGGAAUCCAUCUGCUACUGUUCACAUAAUUGUUGCAGUGAAAGAUCAAGCCAGAUGGAUCAUACAGUUUAUUCGGGAAAUGGAAAAAAUAUACCAAGCAACUGGGGACAAAAACUUUAAUGUAAUAAUUGUAGAUUACAACAGCUCUGACAUAAAUAUUGAGAAACGACUAGAAAUGGCUAAAUUACCCAGUUACAAACUGAAGAAGAUGGGGGGUAAUUUUGAGAGAUCAGGUGGACUUCAGGCUGGAAUAGACCUUGUUGAAGAUGAGCACAGUAUUUUGUUUCUGUGUGACCUGCAUCUCUACUACCCAGUGACAAUAAUAAACAGUAUUCGAAAACACUGCGUUGAGGGAAAGAUGGUGUAUGCCCCUGUUGUGAUGAGAUUGGAUUGUGGUGCUUCUCCAAGAACCCCAAAUGGUUUUUGGGAAAUUGCUGGUUAUGGACUGAUGGGAAUCUACAAGUCCGACAUGGACCGAAUUGGUGGCAUGAACACCGUAGAAUUCAAGGACAAAUGGGGAGGUGAAGACUGGGAGUUACUAGACCGAGUCUUAGGGAAUGGGUUAGAGGUAGAGCGACUCCAUCUGAAAAACUUUUUCCAUCAUUUCCACUCCAAACGUGGAAUGUGGGUAAACAGCAAUUCAGAAAAAAAGGAAAAAUAAUGAUUAGAUGUUUCUGUUUCCUCUCCUAUAUCAUAACAACCUACUAUGAGCGACCAAAACUAUAUAAACUUUGCUUUCCACAAAAAAUAAAAUUUUUGCACUAUGGAAAACUAUUUAUAAACAAGCAAAAAAAAGUUGCCCCAUUCAGAUAGUAGUGAAUUAUUUUGGGGACAUUUUUAAACUAAAAAUCUCCAUAGCUCCUUAGUGAUUAAACAUACUAUUAGAUGAAGAUAAACUCGCUGUGGAUGAUUGAAUGAUUAUUCGCACACUCAGUCAUGUUAUCAUAUUUAUGCCUGUGAACCUUAAAUCUAAGUUUCGCUUUAUUCCUGAUCAAAAUUAUUCUAGAUUCACACAAAGAGCAUUGGAGUCAGCACAUGCGAGACUGUUGUAGUAUCAAAAGCCAGUUGAAGAGGACCACAAAGCAGAAAACAACUAGUCAAUGAUUAACCGUAUGGACUACAGUAAUUUCUAAAAAAUUAAGUAAAAUCUUAAUUUUAAUGUAUUUUUGUUGGUCAGUUAUAAGCAAAAUUUACAAGAUUUUAGGUGAAGUUCAAAGCAAGGUCCGUUUAUAGGCUUCAGUGCCAAAACACAAACUGGCCUGUUUAAUAAAUUAUUAAUAUAAAUAAAAUUACAGCGAAAUAUUCACAGUUUCAGAGUAGCCUAUAUUAGGCUGAAUAAUUUUCUGUAAAUGACAAUCCUCCUGUCAGUUUCACUUUUAUUAAUUUAAUCAACUACUUUGACCACAAUGAGCCAGGCUUUACAAACUGUUCACAGCACUAAAAGUAUUCCCCUCUGAAGAAUAAACUCAGUCAGAAGGAUGUAAAAACAGAAACUCGUUGUGAGAAUAAUUUUACAUGAGCGGCAUACAUUGCAUCUGCACAACUAGUGCAUGAAUGAAGUGCUUGAAUGCUGAUUUAUACUCCACUGACUGUGCGCGUACCUCAAGAAAAUUUUAUCACAAGGCUUUUGUACUUGAUGCCUUUACCAUUGUUAUAUUCUUUAAAACGACAGUGGGCAGUCAAAGGAAACUAACUGUAAAACAACUAUUUUCACUAGUUAUUUUUAUUAAUAAUUUUAAUUAUUAUAAAGAAUUUUAUAACUAAGAUUUUUUUAAAUCAAAUUGUGAUGAGUCACUUGCUUUUUUUUAGAUCUCAGACAGUUCUACCUUUUAUAGUUUAUUAAAAUAUUAAUAACAACAGAACAUGGGUUGCUCUACAAAUAAAAGCAAAUAAAAAGGUACACUUACUAAAAAUAAUGGUCUAACACAGCUGAUAAUUAUCACCAAUAAAGCCUAGAAAAAUAGGGCAUCAGUAUAUUGUAAACCGAUAGGAUCAAAUAUUCUUUUCCAGUUAUCAAAGAUAUAAUGUGUUGAUUCAUUUUUAGUUUUGUAAUUAUUAAAUUGUUUUUUCAUUCAAAAUUGUAAUAUAUAUAUACAUUAGUGUAAAACCUAUGAAUGGUGGAAAAACAUAUUCAGUAAUUGUUUAUUACAACCACAUGGUUCUUCACUUUUGCCAUGGCUUCUCUUUUUGGUUUCAACAAACUUAUGCCUCAAGUUUUUCUAAAUUUUUUAACAAAAAAAAUGUCCUCCUUUUCCACUGCUGUUGCAAUCUGAAGCCGAGAAUUAUUUGCCAUUUUGGUUAAACAUAAGAUCACUCAUGGCCCGAUCAUAAUAAUGUCUGAAUAGGCAUACCUGUUUCAGGCAAAAUUUCUUCAAAAGUGAUUAAUAUUCAACUCAAAUUGACUGUUUGUUUUAGUUUUUUUUAAAUAAUGUGCGCUCCGCCAGCCAAAAUCAUGCAACAUGUACCCAAAGUGAACCUCCAAAAACACUGCAAUUAUGUUCCAGUUACUGUGAACGCAUCGAGUGUAAAUCAGUCUUAAUGCAUAACUAAGACACAGCUCGCAGCUCGUAUCUACAGACACUUCCAAAACUUAGCAGCACAAAGGGAGGAAAUCAGUGCAUUGAGGGUCUAUCCAAUGUAUUAUUGAGCCUUUUUCCCUCUCUACUCCAGUGUUGCAAAUGUGAUCUGCUGAUCUAAUAUGCACAAUGCAAAAUGAUUUAAAAACAGCACUGAAUCUUUUUGCAGGUCAAAAUAAACCCAUUAAAUGUAAACCUAAAUGCAUUAAUCAGCUGAUUAUUUAAACUAAUAUGAACAAAUAGUCUAGGAGAAAGUUUUUCGGGCUGUCAUAAAGGAAUGCAACAAGCAGUUUGAAAUGUGAACGAAUGAAGAAUGAUUAACAGGCGCAGCAGGGAAGCACUGAACAACUUUCUAGUGCCUUAUAGGCUACCUUUAUUGCUUUUGUAGGCUUUAAAGUACACAGAAUAUAGCACAAGAUCGGAUUUGGAUCGGUACCAGCUGGCCAAUAUCAGAUCCAGCAAAAAUCAUGCUAAUAACAUGCAAAUUCACACUAGAAUUAUGCUAGCAACAUGCCAAUUCAUAUUAGAAACAUGCUAGUAACAUGUUAAUUUAUACUAGAAUCAUGUUUACAUGUUGUUUCAUGCUAGAAUCAAGCUAGCAAUCUAUCUAUCUAUCUAUCUAUCUAUCUAUCUAUCUAUCUAUCUAUCUAUCUAUCUAUCUAUCUAUCUAUCUAUCUAUCAUACUUUUCAAACUUUUUGAAACUAUUUUGCAUUAAUUGAACAAUUCCAACAGGCUUUCUCAAGCCACCAUAAAGGUUGCCUUCAAAGAUCUUCAAGCAUCUCUUAAAGAUAUUUUACAUGCUGUAUUUGUGUAUGUAAACUAGCAAUUGUGUUAAUAAAUAUUUUGUUA